CUUCCGGGGGCGCGCGCGCCGGUGCGGGUGCGUGCGUGAGCGUGCGUGGACGUGCGCGCCCCCGCCGCCUGUGCCGGUGCUGCUCCCGCGCCCUCUGCCGCCGCUGCCCCUGCCGCCGCCGCCGCCGCCGCCGCCGCCGCCUCCUCCCCCACCCUCGACCCCGGGGGUUCCCGAGACGCAGCCCCGGCUGAGGAGGAGCGCGUCGGCCGGCUGCCCAGCAGCGCCGCGGAGCUGAGGAGCGGAACGGCGGGCGGGCGGGCGGGCGGACAGAUUGGCCUACCAUGGCAGACCAGAGACAGCGCUCACUCUCUACCUCUGGGGAAUCACUCUACCAUGUUUUGGGGCUGGACAAGAAUGCAACCUCAGAUGACAUUAAAAAGUCCUAUCGAAAACUUGCCUUGAAAUACCACCCUGACAAGAACCCCGAUAACCCGGAGGCGGCAGACAAGUUCAAGGAGAUCAACAACGCCCACGCCAUCCUGACGGACGCCACAAAAAGAAACAUCUACGACAAGUACGGGUCGCUGGGGCUCUACGUGGCCGAGCAGUUUGGAGAGGAGAACGUGAACACCUACUUUGUGCUGUCCAGCUGGUGGGCCAAGGCGCUGUUUGUCGUGUGCGGCCUCCUCACCUGCUGCUACUGCUGCUGCUGCCUCUGCUGCUGCUUCAACUGCUGCUGUGGGAGGUGCAAGCCCAGGGCGCCCGCGGGCGAGGACGCCGGCUUCUACGUGUCCCCCGAGGACCUGGAGGCACAGCUGCAGUCGGACGAGCGGGAGGCCGCAGACACGCCGAUUGUCAUACAGCCAGCGUCCGCCACAGAGACCACCCAGCUCACGGCCGACUCCCACCCCAGCUACCACACCGACGGGUUCAACUAAGUUCCGGAGCCGCUGUGAUAGAGGAUAGCCCAGCACCCGGCCACUUCACCCUUAGAAUCAUGAACUGUAGCCGCAGAGAUGGGGAGGGGGCUGCCCUGGCCACGGAGGAGGAGCAGCCGCCAGCCCGCCGGGGCCCUUCCCACCUCUGUGCCCGCCCGCCCGUCGCCCCCCAACACGUGAAGUGCGUCGCAUGCAGUAUUUAAAGCAGUAGCCACGGUCCCCUCUUCUGUUCUCUCCUUUUUUAAUAGCAUGUCUGGGGCCACGUUCCGUGUGUGUCUGUGUUGUGGGCGCGCCGCGGUGUGGCCGCGUGAACCAGACGCCGAAGCAGUCUCGGGGCUCACGAGUGGCCGCACCGGCCGUGGCUGCUGCGUAGGGUCUCCCAGCCAGGCAGGCCGGGGCCGGAAGGGUGGCUCCUUCCCCUGUGUUGGUGGCGGCCAGAGGCGGGUUCUGGCCGGCGGCAGCUGUGAGGUCCAGUCCCCUGUCCUGUGCUCGCCAGCCAGCCGUGUGGUCACAGCCAGAGCCUCUGGACGCGUUCGUUGCCUGGGAGGAGCUGGGCACGUCCUCCCUCCGCCCAGCGCUGGUGGCCUUUUCGUGCUGUGGGUUUGUGCGGGGCCGUUUGCCUUGGUGGCUUGGCCUCGUGGCUGGGUUUUCCUUUGGGUGAGUUUGUCGUGGAACGUGUCGCGGGCUCUGCCGACCCCAAGAUCGCGUUUUCUGCCCGGGUGCGGCCCGGGUCUCCGUGGCACGGGGUCCCUGGCCAGGCUGCGGGACGCGGUUCUUCCGCACUCCCACUCUUGUGCCCCGGCCACAUUCCAGCCACCUGCCCUCCCCUCGGGUCACCCUCCACAUUCCUUCAGGCCCGCCCGGGCCUCCUGGUGGGCCUUUCUGGACCUGGAAGAACCACAAGUGGUGAUGGCGAGCCAGUUUGUUGUCAGAGGGGCUGACCGUCCAGGCCCAGGCUGCUGGCGGAGCAGGGCCGAGCGGCUCUGGGAGGCACAGUGGUGAGCACAGCCCUCUUCUCUGUGCUUCCCAGAGCUCCUACCCUCCUUCCUUCGCCCGUUCCCUUCGGCCGCCGUUGACGGUUCAGGCGGCGCUAGAGACGUCAGGUUCCCAGAGGAGGCAGCACCUGGGCCGAAGGUGCACCUGGUGCCCUUGGCCGGUGAGCCAGCAGCCGGACUGUGGGAUCCUCCUCUCAACCGCUGUGUUGAGCAGCACCUUUUGUGGAGCUGGAAGUCAGUCUUGUCUGUGCCCCAGAACUCGUGGGUGACGCCCCUGCCGCGGGGCCUGAGGAGACGUGGGUUAUGAUGUGCCCGUGCCGGCCCAGAGUUGAGAGUUGCCCCACACCCCCAGCAGCACCAGAUGUGCUGUGGCUCCCUGCUGGGCCUGCACUGGCCGGUGGAGACCCACGGGGCCCACGUGGGCUUGGCUGCCGCGGAAGGCGUCCUGGAUUUGCAGAUGAAGGACGAGGACGACGCCGGCUCAGACGUACCAGGUCGUGCUCCUGCCGCCUGCCGCCUCCACCCCCCCCCCCCUCCCGCCCGCCCGCGCGGCCCUCGCUUGUCUGCCACCCAGGGCCUUGAGGAGAGCAGGUUCUUGUUGUUGGCCAGGAAGUGGCUGGAGGGAUAGCAGUGUGAGGACAGAAUGCGGACGCGCUCGGAGAGCAGCCGUGUGAGGGCGGAGCCAGUACCAGGCCCCUGGGCAGGUGUUUGAUCCCAUUUUGUUGUUUUUUGUCCAUUAAAAUGAUUGUGAAGACGUCCAACGAGAGAGCAAGUAUGCACUGUGAUUUUAAAUUAGAAAUAAUUCGCUAAAAUCUGACCUCGGGAAAAGGCUAAGAAAGUCAUUGCCGGCUCUGGGACCAGGGAGGAGGUGAGACCACAGAGCUGUUCUCUGCCAGUCCCAACACGGCAGCGAAAUGGAGCCUGAGAGGCAGGCUGUGGUCGGCCUUUGUGACGUUCUGGAAAUACCUUUGGGAGCUGUUUUUUCCCCAGAAUGGCCAAGAACUAACUUCAAAGCCUGGACUUAAGGUAGAAAGCCUCCCCCUCUGCUGCUGGGACCUGCAGGGGACCAUGCACCUCUGUGCUCAAAAAACCCCGGGGCCACCGCAUGCAUCUGGGGAGCCCCUCGCCAAGUGUCCUCCAGCCACAGGACGGGACGCUGUCCUGGGGGCCACGGUGGGUGGGUGUUGCAAGAGGGGCCGGGCAGGAAGUUUGUCCGACCAGUCCUUUGAAGAAUGUGUGUAGUCGAAGUGAAUCGUGGCAGUGAGGACGGUGACGAUUGCCCAGGGGCCUGGAGUUCUCCCCGCCUGGCCCUGACUUGGCGAUUCUGAAUGAGAGCCCCCCGGCUGUGCUCACUGUCAGCCCUGGGCGUGUUCCCUUUUUCUGGAGUGUUCUGUGUGUUUCCCUGCUGUGCACUUGCUGAGUCUGGAGGGGCACCCUGUUCACUGGCCACAUGGGGGCGACUGCCUGCCUGCUGCGCAGCUGUGAGAGCUCCUGGCUCUAGGACACCCCCACCCCACCCCCGCUUCCCUUCCCGUGGGCCCCCCAUCCCCCUCUCCCCUCCCUCUCCCUCUCCCUCUCCUCCCUCCCUACAACCCCUGUGCCUUCCCCCCCACCGCCUGCUUCCCCCCCUCCACUUACCUCCCCGGCUUCCCUCCCCCACACACCCACCCGCCUCGAGCCAAGGCCAUGUGUGGCCAGAGAGCGCCUGGCCAGUGUGGGCUGGAGCUCGUCCUGUUCCACAAAGCGCAGGGCUUGCCCAGAUGCCCUCAGGGGCCUGGCAGCAGCGACCGCUUCAGGAUGGCAGGAAACACGCAGGAGACUCGCGGGGCGUCUGAUGGUGGCUGCUGGUGUUUGCGUUCUGUUCCUGCCCCGUGAUGUGGUCUUCUUUCCUUUCUCUUGUCUUCCUUUGGCUUUGUUCUGUUUUCAAACUGCUUUAGAUAGGACCGCUCGGCGUGUGAGCUUUCCUAGUUCCCUGGUCAGUCAGCGCGGUUUGGCACCCAUGGGGACCCACUGGAGAAGAAGCCAGAGUGUGCUGAGGUUAGAGCAGGUGGCGUUUCCACACCCUUGACCACCAGGCGUGGCCACGAGGCUCCUGCUCCAGGAAAGGCCUGUUCCCACGAGUUCUGACGGCAGGGGGCCCGUCGGGUGAGCUCCUGCUGGAGGAGUGCCCGCUGGCCGUCUGGGAGACGCUGGUGGGGUGGGCGCCUGCCCGCGGGCUCCCACCGCGGGGGGGGGGGGGGGGCCUGCCCGGCCUCCCCCGGCUCUCGGCAGAUCCCACCAGAGGGACGGACGUGAGGGUGUGGGAGGAGCGACCUCAUUCCUUUUUCAACACGCUGAUCUGUGAGCCCGUGUGACACAGGACCGCCCUGUUUUUGUUACUUUGGUUGUGAACCCUCCUGUGGAAUUGGCGAAAGCUACGUUUUUACUGUCCUUACGAGCACGGUUGGCGUUGUCUGUGCUGUAGGUGUGGGCAGUGGGUGUGUGUGUGUGUGUGUGUGUGUACAUAUGUGAAUAUGUAUAUAUCCCGCGGCAGGCGUGACUGCUGCUGUCCAGCGGCAACAAGUACAAUAAAAGCUGGCCCCAAAACGGCCUUGGGUUUCCUGGUGAGUUGGGUCAAGAGCAGGGUCUUGGAGGCAGGUAGGCUCCUUCGCCGGGUGCGCAGAAGUGAACACCGACCCACUUGUGUCCCUAGGGUUUGUGUGAACGGCCAGGUAGGGUGCCAGGGCUACCGUGGUGGACCGUCCCCCAGUGCCACCCCCGUCUCUGGGGGCCCACCCUUCGUGCUCACCUGACACUCCAGCGAGUGACCCUUUGGGACCUCCAGGUGGCUGGAAAUCUUCCCUCCCUCGAAACAUUAAAACCAGUUUUCUAAGCAUAGGAUACAGCCCGUGACAAAUGCAUUCUAGAGGGGAUGCUGUCUCCUGCCCACAGGUCUGCUUUGGGAGGGGUCCACUGGGAAGGAGCAGGGGCCACACGGGGCCACCCUCCAGGAAGGGGCUGGGCUCAGGGUCCACAGGCAGUACCUUUCGCAGAUUUUGUUUCCCUAGGAAAUGGGACAAUGUUUCAAGCUAAGAGAGGGAAGGCAGUUCGCUCUGGAAUAGACACGUGUAUAUAUACAUUGUUUUUAAAUACUAAAUACAAACGCAUGGAAACAGCCGUCCAUGCGCCGGUUUUGUCCUGUUGCUGGAACCCACAGAGGUGGGCAGGUGCCCCUGACCCCGGCUCCCACGUGCACCCUUGAGGGCCAGGCUGGAGGGUUAGGAUGGGUCCCGUGAUGAUCUCCAUUUCGUAUGUCUGAAUGUUGACCUUAAAAUAAAGAUAACUGUUGUAAAAUAAAUGUUUUCACCGCAAA
This is a messenger RNA of Leopardus geoffroyi (Geoffroy's cat), 5225 nucleotides long. RefSeq names its product DnaJ heat shock protein family (Hsp40) member C5 (gene DNAJC5). NCBI's taxonomy places the organism in Eukaryota, Metazoa, Chordata, Mammalia, Carnivora, Felidae. The record is from RefSeq and is a predicted model, not a curated record. The transcript is spliced from 5 exons. Gene Ontology annotation, biological process: regulation of synaptic vesicle cycle. Gene Ontology annotation, cellular component: intracellular membrane-bounded organelle; presynapse; membrane. The coding region runs from base 282 to 878 and encodes 198 amino acids.